AAAGUUUAAACUUCCAAAGAAUUAAGUCACCAACCAGGCAACUACCACGUAAUAAAUUCUCUUCCUUGCAUUUAUGAUUAAAGCACAAAAAUUAGAUUGAUCUGUAAUGACUAGCCUAUACUUCUUUCCUCAUUGCUUCUUGAGGUUCCUCCAAAAUCAAAGUAUUCUUUCUUCGAGUUGUUGCAUGAUGAAGAGUUUCCAACGAUGUGCUCUCCUAGUGAGGACCUUGUCAGUCUUCGUCUUCUUCAUCCCGGUUACAAUCUCCGUUCCAUUCAUCCUUUUACACGGGAUUCGAGAUCAAUGCUCCAAUGGUGGAACGAUUAGCUUCACACAGCUCCUUAGCAACCUCUCAAGCUCCCCUGGCUCUUGCUUAGAAAUAGGAAAUGGGGAACAAGAUUCCGUGUCCAUGCCGCUUACGCAACAAGCGAGAAUAGCGUGUGAGAAAGUGAAACAGAUGAAAGAGUUGAGUCAAGGUUACAACAUUGUUGCACAGUCUCAAGGUAACUUAGUCGCUAGAGGCCUAAUUGAGUUCUGUGACAAUGCUCCUCCUGUCCUCAACUAUGUCUCCUUAGGAGGUCCUCACGCUGGCAUAGCCAACAUCCCCAAGUGUACUUCUCCAGUUUGUCAGCUACUGAGAACAGAUGUCUACAGCGACUAUGUUCAGGAUCAUAUUGCUCCAAGUGGUUAUAUCAAACUCCCUAAUGAGAUGUCAAAGUACCUGGAACACUCCAAGUAUCUGCCAAAGCUCAACAACGAGAGACCUACCGAGAGGAACUCCAUUUAUAAAGAACGUUUCACCAGCUUGCACAACUUGGUCCUUGUCAUGUUUCAGGGUGAUAAAGUAGUGAUGCCUAAAGAAAGUUGUUGGUUCGGAUAUUACCCUGAUGGAGCUACAACACCACUUUUGCCUCCUCAACAGACGAAGCUCUAUACUGAGGAUUGGAUUGGUCUGAAAACAUUGGAUGCUGCUGGAAAAGUGAAGUUUGUUAGUGUCCCUGGAGAGCACCUUCAGAUGGCGCAUGAUGACGUUGUAAAGCACGUCGUGCCUUACCUCCAGAACCAUCCUAGUUUCUUUCUUAAUGCAGACUCGACUAAAAUUUAAUGGAAGACGGCACUCCAUACACUGAUUAUAAAUAAUUUUCAACAGGUGCGAAAACUAUUCCAACAGGUACUAUAUGACUAAGCCGGCACUCCAUACACUGAAUGUAUUUAAAUCCUUUAUAUAAUAGGAUGUAUACGAUGUUUUCUUCAAAUAUCCAAAUAUUUUUAAAUUAUUACAUUCUAUUGGA
Brassica oleracea var. oleracea is the source of this 1289-nucleotide messenger RNA. RefSeq names its product palmitoyl-protein thioesterase 3-like. The transcript is spliced from 8 exons. Bases 107 to 1102 code for a protein of 331 amino acids. The record is from RefSeq and is a predicted model, not a curated record. Gene Ontology annotation, cellular component: intracellular membrane-bounded organelle. Gene Ontology annotation, molecular function: palmitoyl hydrolase activity; thiolester hydrolase activity. Lineage: Eukaryota; Viridiplantae; Streptophyta; Magnoliopsida; Brassicales; Brassicaceae.